AUGUCAACCAAAUCCAAUUCUCCCGAUUCUAAUGAUAAUAAAUAUGAUAGUAGUAAUCAAAUUGUUCUUUGGAAAUACGAUAAUCCAUACGCAAAUUAUAAAUCUGAUCUUGAACGUCUUUUUAUAAUUGGUGAUUGCACUGUAAAAAUCACACAAAAAUUAUCAGAAAAAAUUGAUAUUUCUCAAAAUACUGGAAAUGUAGUUUGGGAUGGUGCUUAUAUUUUGAGCAAAUUCAUAAUAAAUAAUUUGAGUAUGCAUAAUGAUAAAGUUGAUAAUAAAGUUGAUAAUGGACGACAAAUUAGUUUUAUUGAACUAGGGUCUGGAUGUGGACUCGUUGGCCUGUCUGCCUGGAUAUCUGUGAUUUGUACAGAUUUACCAGGUGAAAGUAUCAAUCACACAAAAUUAAAUAUUCAGAAAAAUGUUGCAAGAAUAUUGGAUGAACAAGAAAUUAAUAAAAAUAAUGAGAAGAUGAUAUUAUUGAGAAAAGAAGAUAUCUCCACACAUGAACUAGAUUGGACAAAUCUUCCAAAUAAUAACUCAUCAAACAUCAAUAAUUAUGAUAAUAAAUUAAAAUCAAAGACUUUUGAUAUUAUUCUGGCAUCAGAAAUAUUUUAUCUGCCAGAGUUACACGAUUCUUUAAUUAAUACUAUAAGAUAUUUUAGUCAUAAAGAUGAUAGUAAUGAUGACGACAAUAAGAAUAUGAAUACUAAUUGUUAUUCAAAUACACGACUUUUAGGAAUCUAUAAAGAACAUUGA
This is a messenger RNA of Entrophospora candida, 756 nucleotides long. The record is from the annotation of a GenBank genome assembly. NCBI's taxonomy places the organism in Eukaryota, Fungi, Glomeromycota, Glomeromycetes, Entrophosporales, Entrophosporaceae.